AAAUAUGGAUCAUCUACAAGUAAUCAAAGAAUAGAAGCUUGGUGGUCAUAUUUAAGAAAAUAUAAAUCACAAUUUUGGAUAGAGCUUUUUACUAAAAUUGAAGAAGCAAGUGAAUGGUAUUAUAGUAAUUCUGUAGAUUAUGAAUGUCUUAUUUAUAUUUUUAUGCCACUUCUUAAAGUUGAAAUAUCAGAAUUUAAACAAGAAUGGAAUAGUUAUAAAAUUAGAUUUAAUAACAAUAGUAAAUGUCCAGCAGGAUGUCCUGAUGAUAAUUAUUUUUUACCAGAACUAAAUAAUACUCAAAAUUAUGGAUUUAAA
Scutellospora calospora is the source of this 315-nucleotide messenger RNA. NCBI's taxonomy places the organism in Eukaryota, Fungi, Glomeromycota, Glomeromycetes, Diversisporales, Gigasporaceae. The record is from the annotation of a GenBank genome assembly.